This is a messenger RNA of Malassezia vespertilionis, 1836 nucleotides long. It is a transcript of the gene ADE12, whose product is annotated as adenylosuccinate synthase. Gene Ontology annotation, cellular component: mitochondrial envelope; cytoplasm; membrane. The record is from RefSeq and is a predicted model, not a curated record. The transcript is spliced from 7 exons. Gene Ontology annotation, molecular function: GTP binding; adenylosuccinate synthase activity. Gene Ontology annotation, biological process: 'de novo' AMP biosynthetic process; IMP metabolic process. NCBI's taxonomy places the organism in Eukaryota, Fungi, Basidiomycota, Malasseziomycetes, Malasseziales, Malasseziaceae. Bases 1 to 1836 code for a protein of 611 amino acids.
AUGCUAGGCCGCCCUGUCGCGAUGAAAAUGACCAAGCCGCGCUCCAUCGGUGGCGAGAUGAUCUACCCCGAAAGCGGAUCUUACAUCAAGGGCACUGUUAACGACUCCGUUGAAUACCCCAAGCCCGACCCCUCUCACGGUUCUUACCAUUGGGCAUUUGAGCGCCUGCUGUCUGUCUCGCUUAUUCCACUCAUUUCUGUCGCUUGCGUGAAGCACGGUAUGUCUGGUGCUGUCGACGGUAUUCUUUCUGCGGUUCUUCUUUUGCACUCGCACAUUGGCUUUGACAACGUCUUCACCGAUUAUGUGGAGAAGCGCAAGUUCCCCAAGGCUGGCCCUGCAAUUUCUUGGAUCCUCCGUGGCUUUACGCUUCUCACUGGCUACGGUCUAUACGAGUUCAACACGAGCUUCAAUUCUACGUCGCCUGCACACGCUGAGAGCAUUACUGACAUGACCUCCUUCUUUUUGAACUUUCGCCAUCCUCAGACGACAUUGCCGACAAUGGCGUCUUUGCCGAAACCAAACCUGUCUAAACAAGGGCAGGUGUCUGUUGUUCUCGGGUCGCAAUGGGGCGAUGAGGGCAAAGGAAAACUCACGGAUAUCCUUGCAGCAGAGAUGGAUAUCUGUGCCCGUUGUGCCGGCGGUAACAAUGCCGGACACACAAUUGUCGCUAAUGUGGGCCCCGACAACGUGAAGACUAAGUUUGCUUUUCACUUGCUUCCUUCCGGCCUGGUGAAUCCCCGCUGCGUAGGGUUCAUCGGCAACGGUGUCGUGGUCCACAUCCCUUCCUUUUUUAGCGAGCUCGAUACACUGGAGAAGAAAGGUCUCAAAUGCGACAAUCGUCUCUUUGUCUCUGACCGUGCACACCUCGUCUUCGACUUCCACCAAGUUGUAGACGGGCUCAAGGAAGUCGAGCUCGGUGGUAGCAGCAUUGGUACUACUAAGAAGGGUAUUGGCCCAGCUUACUCUUCCAAGGCAUCGCGUUCCGGUCUUCGUGUGCACCACUUGUACGACUUUGACACUUUUGCGGCCAAGUUCCGCAAGCUGGUCGAGGGCCGCUUCAAGCGCUAUGGCAACUUUGAAUACGACACGGAAGGCGAGAUUGCAAGGUACCGCGCUUUUGCCGAGCGCCUCCGUCCGUUUGUCGUCGACGGUGUCACGUUCAUUCACUCGAUGCUCGCCUCCGACCGUCGUGUCUUGGUCGAGGGCGCAAAUGCGCUCAUGCUCGAUCUGGAUUAUGGCACCUAUCCCUUUGUAACCUCCUCGUCGACUGGCAUUGGUGGUGUUUGCACGGGUCUCGGUAUCCCACCGCAGUGCAUCGGCACGGUGAUUGGUGUGGUCAAAGCGUACACCUCGCGUGUCGGCGCCGGUCCGUUCCCUACGGAGCUGAACGACGGUGUGAUGCAGCACCUACAGGAAGUCGGUGCCGAGUACGGCACCACCACUGGCCGCAGGCGCCGUUGCGGCUGGCUCGACCUGGUCAUGAUGCGCUACUCGUGCCUGAUUAACGGAUACACGUGUUUGAACCUGACCAAGCUCGAUGUUCUCGACGGUGUUUCCGAGAUCAAGGUUGCGACUAGCUACAUCUACCAAGGUAAAGAGCUUGCCAGUUUUCCUGCGGACCUGAACAUGCUGGCUAAAGUCGAGGUGCAGUACAAAACGUUUGCUGGCUGGGAGGGCUCCAUCUCGGAGGCCACCGAGUACAGCCAGCUGCCCGAGAAGUGCCGCCAGUACGUCGAGUUUAUCGAAGACUUCCUCGGCGUCCCGAUUGAAUGGAUCGGCGUCGGCCCUGGCCGUAGCUCGAUGAUCCAUCGCCGCGUUGCGGACCAGCAACAAUGA